AUGGGAGCUCCGGUCAAAAGUAGUGGAGCAAUAAGCACGUGAGCUUUUCAGAGCUCUGCAGCUUGAUUGGAUAUGUUUUGUUGUUCUGCACGUUUUUGAGAGAGAGAACCACACACACACACACACACAGCAUAUGAGAGAGCGAGAAAGAUAAAGACAAAUACGACGUGUGAAGAAGGGAGAGAAUCAGGAGAUAGGAGAGGAACAGGAGAUAGGAGAGGAACAGAAGGAGCGUGCCGUUGAGCUUUGUUGCUAUAGACACACGAGGACGAUCACUAGAAGAGAAUCUGACAGUAUUUCCGGGUCAAGGAGCAGUGCAGUACUGGUGUACACACGUUUCCACGUGAGUCUUAAAAACGGCUUUUCAUGACGAAGUGGUUUUCGUGUCCGAGAAGACAGGAAGAUACAACACCGUGGAAAAGGUCUUUAUUGAUCAGGCUCAACGUCUGGCCCUUCAGAGGGAGAUAGACAAGGAGUCCCAGUCCACGGUUUCAGUCAGAUCGCUGAUGGUCCAAGCCGACACAGGCAACAGGAUGGUUACCAUGAAGAAGACGAACAAGAAGAGUGGGAAGGACACCCACGCUGAGGAUGAGAUCUCAGAAAACACCUCCAUAAAUCAGGGGAAUAGCGAAGGAGUGAAGAAGAAAAAGAAGACGAAAGUAGAGACUCUGGUAGAAGAAGAGCGGGUGUCCAAUGGGGAAUGGGGGAAUACGGAAGGAGAGCAGGAGAAACAGAAAGGAAAUAAGAAGAAGUUGUUGUCUGGGACUGACACCAACGGUGAGGAAGUCAUGACUAAUGGAAAUGACGGAGGAGGGUGCGGCCAGGAGAAGAAGAAGCAGAAAGGUGUUAACACUGUUAAAACGGAGCUAGAGACAGAACACAGUGGAUUAAGGGACGAGAAAAGAGUCGUGGAAAAUGGGCAGAAGCUGAAAAAAAAGAAGCGCUCUCAGGCAGAAGAGACAGAGAUCAGCGUUGUCAAGGUAGAGGAAGGAGAGGUGAUAGAAAUAAAGAAAGGCAAGAAAAAGAAGGGAAAAACAGAGGAAGAAAAUAAACUGAAAAAGAUCCCUAAAGUUACUGAACCAACUGAGAGUCAGGAGGAGGAAGAGGGGGAGACGAAGAAGAAGAAGAAGAAGGGUAAGAAGAGAGCAGUCGCUGAGAAAGGAGAGACAAAAGAGAAAGAGUGCGGAGAGGCAGAGAAAGAAGUGGUAGUAAACAAGAAGAAGAAGAAGGGAGCUGAGGCUACAGUAGCAGUACAGGAGGAGGAACAGAAUAACACAAAGAAGAAGAAGGGAGCUGAGGCUACAGUAGCAGUACAGGAGGAGGAACAGAAUAACACCAAGAAGAAGAAGAAGAAGAAGGGAGCUGAGGCUACAGUAGCAGUACAGGAGGAGGAACAGAAUAACACCAAGAAGAAGAAGAAGAAGGGAGCUGAGGCUACAGUAGCAGUACAGGAGGAGGAACAGAAUAACACCAAGAAGAAGAAGAAGGGAGCUGAGGCUACAGUAGCAGUACAGGAGGAAGAACAGAAUAACACCAAGAAGAAGAAUAAACCCAAGUCCUCCAGCAGCGCUGCAGACACCACCAUGGACACGGAGACGGAGAGAAAGGAGGAGGGCAAGAAGAAGAAGAGAAAGGCCUCUGCACUAACAGAGGAGGAGGUGGUGGUGGACAAGCGGAAGCCCAAACAUAUGAAAAGGGUGGAUAUGACAGGAGUAGUGGAACAGGUGGAGGACGGAGAGAGCGAGGGAAGGAAAAAGAAGGUGAAGAAGAGCUCCUCUGAGAUAGAGACAGAAAUGGAGGACAGCACCCCUCACCAGAAAGGGAAGAAGGUUAUGACGAAGGGGAAAAAGAAGAUAAAGGUGGAGAGCUGCGACCCUGAAUACCAGGAAAGGGACCAGACGGAUGUGGUUUUCCUGUCAGAGACCAGGGGAAACGCCUUCGAGAUCAAUAUUGAUCAGGGGAGACGCCUGGCCCUGCAGAAUGAGAUCGACCAGAAGUCCAAUCCAGUCCAACUCAAAGCAGCACCGGUACCAUCGGGUUUGGGCCAGUGGGGCACCGCCCAGUUUGACAGUUCCGACCAACAUAGUAAGUUCCUGCGGUUGAUGGGCGGCUUCAAGAAGAGCGGGCAGCCAAUAGCAGCGAGCGGUGCGACGGGAGGGCGGGCCAACAUGGCGCUGACUAAAGACGGACAGCAGAGCUUGCAGCAAGGCCUACUGGGGGAGUUUGAGCGCGCUCAGUCGCGCCGCAUGGACUUCACGGGAAGGGGGGCGGGACUUGGGUUCUCGGCGCCGUCCAAUAAGAAGUUCUCGAUUGACAUCAACACAACCCGAUCGGUGCGCUUCGAUGACUGAGUCGGGACGGACCCUUGAGUGUGCGUGUCUAGCAUCCAAAAUGGAUUUGGAUGAGUGUGUGUGUGUACCUUUUCUCUUGCAGGGUCUUGGGAGUGUCUGUCGGUGAAUGUGGUGUGUAUGAAUGUAUAUACGGUACCAGUCAGUAGUUUGGACACACUCAUUCCAGGGUUUUUCUUUAUUUUUACUAUUUUCUACAUUGUAGAAUAAUAGUGAAG
This is a messenger RNA of Oncorhynchus mykiss (rainbow trout), 2566 nucleotides long. NCBI's taxonomy places the organism in Eukaryota, Metazoa, Chordata, Actinopteri, Salmoniformes, Salmonidae. The record is from RefSeq and is a predicted model, not a curated record.